Messenger RNA from Cryptomeria japonica (Japanese cedar), 2125 nucleotides. RefSeq lists its product as uncharacterized. Bases 204 to 1817 code for a protein of 537 amino acids. The transcript has 13 exons. NCBI's taxonomy places the organism in Eukaryota, Viridiplantae, Streptophyta, Pinopsida, Cupressales, Cupressaceae. The record is from RefSeq and is a predicted model, not a curated record.
UUUGCUUAAUUCUGAUUCAUUUAUCUUCCACGGCUUCCAUUUUUUCCCACGAAACCCUCGACGCUUCUGUGCGUCAAUCUUCAAUGUCUUCGUUUUAACCUAAUUAUAUUCUACGAGGUCGCUGGGUCCAGUUUCGAAGCACCUCAUCUGAUCUCAAAAUAUCGUUUUUGCUCCCCGAUUUCGCAGUUUUGAGUCCCGAAACCAUGUGGCAUGAAGCCAGGAGAUCAGAAAGAAAAGUCCAUGACAUGAUGGACGCUGCCCGCAGGCGCGCGCAGCGCCGCGCGGUUUUUCUGGCGAAACGGCGAGGAGACCCCCAGCAAAGCCUCCAAAUCACAGGCAGCCGCUGCCGUCUGCAUCACGACGCGGCUCUCUACCAGGCCGCUCAAGAUCAGCAGGGCCUGAUUCCAUGGAAUGGAAAACAGAAUAUUCUAAUUGACAGAUUUGAUGGUCGAGCACUCCUAGAUUUUAUCCGUGAGCAUGACCCCAAACUGUAUCGGUCUCGAGAGAAAACCGAGGAUGAAGAAGAACUUGAGGAGUUUGUGAAUUUUGAGCGUUAUCGGGAUUUAAUUAAGCAUCGACAUAGAGGAUUCAAUGAUGAAGAGGGAUUGGAGAGUGUUGAUCAGGAGCUAGAGGCAAAAGCUGUUGCACCUCUUGCAUUAGAUAGGUCAAAUUCCUCACAACAAAUGUCAUUAAACAAAGGCACCUACUCUCAAGUUGGAUUUGCUUAUGAAGGAGAUGGAAAAGAAGACUCCCAGUUUAUAGAGAGUGACGAAGAAGAGGAUGAUGAAGAUGAGAAGGACAGCAGCACUGAUGACAGUGAAGAUGAUGAAAUUGAAGCAAUUGCAAAGGAAUAUGGAGUGAAAAGAUUCAAUUGGCUUGUUUAUAUGGACCGGAAAGCAAAGGAAGAAGAGAAACGGCAGAAGGAGGUGGCCAAAGGUGAUCCUGCCAUGCGGAAACUCAGUCGUAAGGAGAGAAGAAAAGCUUCUCAACAGGAAAGAGAGAGAGAGAAAGAGGCUGCUCGCAUGGCGGGGAGUCGUCUCUCUUAUCAUGAUCCUUAUAGGGAGCCUCGGCGAAGUCCAACCUAUGAAGCCUAUUCUCGGUCAAGGAUAUCAAGAUCCAGGUCACGGUCUAUUUCACCAUACUCUAGGCGUCAUGAUCGAGGACGAGAUGACCACUCGCGAGAGUCGAGACGGCGGAGCAAGGGACGUGAUUCAACUUCAAAGAUUGAGUAUAUUACAGAGUUUGGGGGCACGACAGACACACACGAUUUCAAGUUGGAAGGCGUCGCUCCACCACCAUCACCUCCAUCUCAAGCUGAUUUACUGAACCGGCCUUCGUCAGGUCGUAUUCUUGAGGCUCUUCAUAUGGAUCCAGCCGUGUCUGUUGCUCCUGACUGGGAAAGAAAUCAGAAAGAUUCUAAACCAUCAGUCAGUGCUUCAUCAGCACUUACAAAGUUGAAUAAGGCUUCAAGCACUACUGGGGCACCAUCAAAGCAACAACAGAGUGAGAAAAAAGAAACCCCACAAGAACGUCUCAAGAGGAUAAUGAGCAAGCAGCUGAACAAACAAAUUAAGAAGGAUACCGUUGUUGAAAUGACAAAAAAGCGUGAGCAAGAGAGACAGAGGCAGGAGAAACUGGCUGAGACAAAUAGAAUUGCCAGGUAUAAACGCCGCAGCCGUAGUCACAGCCGCAGCCGCAGUUACAGCCGAAGUUGCAGUCGCUCACCUGUAAGGCAUCCCCGAAGCAGAAGCAGGAGCCCAAGAAGACGUUAUGGUCGCUCUCGGUCACCAAGGGUUUGGAGUCGAUCCAGGCACUAAUUUUAUAUUAUUAAAUCCUUGUCAUUACAAGUUGCUAUCAUUUUCGCAAAAGGGAUGUUGUGUUUAUAUAUUUGUAAUAUUUGACUCCUCUUUUUGUAGUAGUUCGUCGAUUUUGUAUUCUUCCUAUCUGGGAAGAUUAUUGUAUUCUUUGUUAUGUUCCAACUUUCGUGAAGUAAAUGGAGAAUUUGUCUUUACUGUGAGCUUUUCUUGUAAGUAAUAUAUUUGGAUUUUGCUUCGUGGAAUUUUUGUAUUCAAACAUCUACUAGCUCCUCAAGUGUAUUUAAACACCUACUUUGUUGUAUACUUUA